Messenger RNA from Pisolithus orientalis, 2960 nucleotides. Its product is annotated as putative transmembrane protein. Gene Ontology annotation, biological process: autophagy of mitochondrion; protein localization to phagophore assembly site. NCBI's taxonomy places the organism in Eukaryota, Fungi, Basidiomycota, Agaricomycetes, Boletales, Pisolithaceae. Gene Ontology annotation, cellular component: phagophore assembly site; autophagosome. The record is from RefSeq and is a predicted model, not a curated record. The transcript is spliced from 10 exons. The coding region runs from base 99 to 2924 and encodes 941 amino acids.
GAUGUUCCUAUUAUGGGGAGUCCCAAACCUUGGCUGCGGUCCAGCGCCUCAGCCAUCGUGUAGGCGUGCCGUAUCAAAUAACUUUGUACUGUCUUUUUAUGUCUGCUUCAACGUCGCGAUCGUCAAGAAACAAUCACUCUUCCUCUUCCGCCUACGCUAUUGGUGGCCUGUCGACCUCCCGACCACUUCCUCACAUGCUAAAUCCGCUCGGGCGAACACAUCACGGAUACAUGCAAGUUAACCAAUCCUUGGUGAAGGAAGAGGACGAGGACGAGGAACAAGACAUUGAAGCGGGCCACGGAGCUCGGAGGGGAGUGUUUGGCCCGAGGUCGCAUGGGAAGCGCAAAGUUACACACGGAGAUAAAGAUAAAGAUACUUUGGGUCUAAGCCUGCUACGACCAAAUGUUCGCGAGGAGGACCAACCUUAUGAGCAAGACUCGGAUGAUGGAGAGGUGCCGCAAAGCUUCAUGAUAGAGGCGACGCGCCAGCCCUUGUCUCCAACUACCAAUGCGCACUCCUACAAGGGCAAAGCUCGUUCACGGCCCCUACAUUCCAAUUUUGCGAGGUCCUUGCCACGGGAGGUUGCCAACCCCCUCGAAACAACACCAGCUUUGUCUAUACCUCCAAGACCCUCCGAUUUGGAUGACGACGUCCUUCCUCAAACCGUGCCACUGCAGCACCAACCGUCUCAGUACCGAUUACGUGGACUGGACGCCGCCGAGCGCGCGCUAUGGAACUGGGUUAAUGUGUGUAAUCUGGACGCAUUCUUGCAAGAGGUGUACGUGUACUAUGAGGGAAAGGGCAUAUACUCGAUUGCCCUGGCGCGCGGCCUAAACCUUUUGACAGUGGGGUUUGUUAUCGGUUUCUCGACGUUCCUAUUGGGCUGUAUCGACUACAGCCUGUUAGAUCAGCACAAAGCGACCCGUCUUUCAGAUGUUGUCGUCGACCACUGUGUGACGAAGAUUUCUGGCUUCACACUGUUUGUUUUCUUACUCUUCACCGCGUUCUACGUCUGGCAAAUUAUAGCAUUCGUGUUUGAUGUUAUGCGUCUUGUUGACAUGUACAAUUUCUACACCCACCUACUGCGUAUCCCGGACGCUGAUAUUCAAACAAUUUCGUGGCCAGAGGUCGUCCGGCGAAUCGCUGCCAUCCGUGAAGAAAACCCCAUUACGGCCAUUUCAUCAGCAUCCCACAACAACCCUGCGAGUCCUACGACGGCGUCGCUAGAUGCUCACGACAUUGCCAAUCGAAUUAUGCGACAAGAAAAUUACCUCAUUGCGCUGUUCAACAAGGAUUUGUUAGAUUUGCGUGUGCCAUUCCCCCAUAUUCUGAAGAGAGCAUUCUACGGAGAUAAUGGUGAAGGCAACGGGAGAACGUUGACGAGAGUGUUAGAGUGGAACUUGAGGUUUUGCUUGAUGGAGUUUUUGUUCGAUCAACGUGGACGCGUGAGGAAGGUUUUCCUGAAGAAUAAACAUCGUGCUGUCCUCAUUGAAGGUUUGAGGCGACGGUUUAUCUUCAUGGGUAUCCUGAAUGCCAUCUUUGCCCCCUUCAUUAUUCUUUACAUGAUCAUGUACUCCUUCUUCCGCUACUUUGAGGAAUACUACAAGAAUCCUUCUUCAAUUGGUGGUCGUCGGUACACGCCCUACGCACAAUGGAAGUUCCGGGAAUUCAAUGAGUUAUCCCACCUCUUUACUCGUCGCCUAAACGAGUCGUAUCCUUUGGCGAGCAUGUAUAUUGGUCAGUUUCCCAACGAGAAGAUGACUAUAAUCAUGCGAUUUGUAGCGUUCAUCGCUGGGUCCUUUGCUGCGGUGCUCGUUCUUGCAUCAGUAAUCGACCCUGACUUGGUGCUCCACUUUGAGAUUACACCCCACCGUACCGUCUUGUUCUACCUUGGAGUGUUUGGUUCAAUUUUGGCUGCUCUCCGUGCAACGAUACCAGAGGACAAUAGAGUGUUCGAUCCCGAGUUGCUCAUGACUGAAGUAAUCCAGUAUACACACUAUAUGCCUGACGAAUGGAAGGAACAGCUUCAUUCCAAACGAGUCCACCAAGAAUUCGGAGCACUAUUUGCCAUGAAGAUCCUCAUCUUCGUGCAAGAAAUUGUCUCCAUCGUCACGACCCCUUUCGUCCUGUGGUUCUCGCUACCCCCAUGUGCUCCUGCCAUCGUUGACUUCUUCCAUGACUUUACCGUGUGGGUUCCAGGACGAGGCUAUGUUUGCAGCUUCGCUGAAUUUGACUUCAAACGACACGGUAAUGUCAAGUUCGGUGCGCCUACUGGAAUACGGGACGAGAGAAUGCUUUCCCGGGAAGGGAAGAUGGAGAAGAGCUUCUUAAACUUCAAGGCAGCCAAUCCUGAUUGGAAUCCCUCUGACCCAACUGGGUCCCUAUACUUGACUCGCUUGGCGGAUCUAAGUGCACGACGGCGUACGAUGGCCACCCUGAAUGCCAAACCUGAGAAUGCAACUUCCUCCUGUAGUGGUAAAGAUGUGGCUGACCGCGUUCAUGAAUACGAUCGUGCACUCCUUCAAAGCCAACAUGCUGCAGUACGACGCAGGCAGCAUGGUGGAGGAGUCAGCGUAUUAGGUGGCGGUGGCGUUGGAGCGUCCACAAUAUGGUCAUCCGCUGCGGGUGGACUUUCCACGAGUCAGAGCAUGGGAAUGGCGCAGACUGCAGUGUUGGGCGAUUCACAAGGGAGCGUGAUACCUCAACCAUUGCAGGUUCAACCAGAUGAAGAUGGUACCCAACAACGAAUAGGCAGCGGGCUGGGGGAUGAUUCUUACGUGGAUGAGGACGCGAAAGGAGCAAUACCAUACGAGCCGCACCAAGAAGGGAUCAAUGAGGGUGAAGAACACGUAGACGCUGGAGUAGUUGAGCUACUGGCACGGAUCUACGCUUCUAGGGGGCCCCAGCCCGUGCCCAUCAUCUAAUGUAUACCACGCAUAUUAUUUUGUACGCCCUCUUGU